This is a messenger RNA of Peromyscus californicus insignis, 520 nucleotides long. Its product is annotated as anaphase-promoting complex subunit 13-like. The record is from RefSeq and is a predicted model, not a curated record. Gene Ontology annotation, biological process: protein K11-linked ubiquitination. Lineage: Eukaryota; Metazoa; Chordata; Mammalia; Rodentia; Cricetidae. Bases 1 to 207 code for a protein of 68 amino acids. The transcript has a single exon. Gene Ontology annotation, cellular component: anaphase-promoting complex.
AUGGACGGCAAGGUACAACGAGAUGGAAAGAUCUUGGAUUUGAUUGAUGAUGCUUGGCGGGAAGACAAGCUGCCAUAUGAGGAUGAGCUUCCAGAGCCUGAGCAGGACAACGGUGACACCACAGAGUGUGUGAAAGAACAGGAGAUGAAGUGGACAGACCUGGCCUUGCAGUGCCUCCAUGAGAAUGUCCCACCUGCUGGAAACUGAUGCUGGCUUUCUUUCCCAUGGAUAGGGUUUUCAAAAAUAUGUAGAUAAAGCAUGUUUCCUCUCUGUCUCCAAAUUCAGUUCUUUGAGUAAUAAAUCAACAUUCAAAAAUGUAAAAAAAAAAGAUGAACAUCCUAAUAGAAAAGGCAUGAAUAAUACUUGGUGUCCUCUAAUACAAAUCCCUAGUCUCUGGAGCACGUGGCCAUAAAGUCUCUUUCAACUUUUAAACAAAUUUCUUGGGAUUAUAAUUACAUCAUUUCCACCAUCUUUUCACUGCCUCCAACCCCAAGGAUGUCAGUCAUUCCAGGCUGGGCCU